Messenger RNA from Hippocampus comes (tiger tail seahorse), 1796 nucleotides. Its product is annotated as UDP-glucuronosyltransferase 1-1-like. Bases 106 to 1713 code for a protein of 535 amino acids. Lineage: Eukaryota; Metazoa; Chordata; Actinopteri; Syngnathiformes; Syngnathidae. The transcript has 9 exons. The record is from RefSeq and is a predicted model, not a curated record. Gene Ontology annotation, molecular function: UDP-glycosyltransferase activity.
AGGAAUUUCAGCAAGGAAGACACAGGAAGCAGUCGCCUCGGGGAGAAUUUCACUUCCUCAUUUUUUUUCACGCAGCGUGCGCUGCCCAGACAGGGAAAGACAACAAUGAGGGUGAUAGUAGUGUGGACGCUCUUGCUGCUAAACAUGGCUGAUAUCGUGCAUCAGGCCAGAGGAUCUGAAGCAAGAGACAACAUCCCCGCAGGUCACACCGGUGCUUACGUGGGGAAACUGCUGGUGGUACCGAUGGAUGGGAGCCACUGGGUGGGUAUGAAGGCCAUCUCUCAGGAAAUGGGUCGGCGCGGGCACCGGGUCACCGUUGUGAUGCCAGAGAUCACCAUACUGAUCGGUCCGGGGGAGCACUACGAGACACUGAUCUACCCUCUUCCAUUUGACAAGGCUUUUGUUGACUUUAUAAUGUCCAAAAAUGAAGAUGUGCUGGGAAAAGCUACGCAGCCUUUCCUGGAGAGAAUUCAGGAGAAAUUCUCGCAGAUAAAAAGAAUUACAGAAUUGCUUCACACCACCGCAGAAAGCCUUCUGUUCAAUGCCAGUCUGAUCUCGCAUCUGGCUCAGCAGAGAUUUGACGCUGUCCUGACAGACCCCAUGGUGCCCACUGGCUCUUUGAUAGCUCGGAAAUUAGGUAUUCCCACGGUUAAUUUACUGAGGGGAAUUCCCUGUUUUUUGGACAUGCAGUCUACAGGGUGUCCUUCGCCGCCUUCCUACGUGCCUCGCUUCUUCACGGGCCUCACAGAUAAAAUGGACUUCAAACAAAGAGUCAUCAACACUCUGGUGAGUGCGCUGGAGCCUCUCCUCUGCCGACUCAUCUAUUGGCGCUUUGACCAAAUUGCCAAAGAGUUCCUGGAAGAGGACGUGGGUGUGGCUGAGGUGCUUUCAGACUCGGCAAUCUGGCUGCACAGGAUUGACUUCACAAUGGAGUUUCCACGCCCAUUCAUGCCGAACAUGGUGCCAGUCGGGGGCAUCAACUGCAACGUGAGGAAUCCUCUGCCUGAAGAUUUGGAGCCCUGGGUGUCGGGAAAACAGGGAUUUGUUGUGUUCACACUGGGCACUUCAAUGAAGAAAAUGCCAGAUGAAAUAACCCAAGUCUUUCUUGAAGCGUUCAGACAGAUUCCACAGAAGGUAAUAUGGAGAUAUUCUGAAGUUGCUCCUGAUAAUACACCAGAAAAUGUCAAGAUGAUGAGCUGGGUGCCCCAAAACGACUUACUUGCUCACCCCGGAGCUCGGGCCUUCAUCACUCAUGCUGGCUCACACGGUCUCUUCGAGGGACUUUGUCAUGCCGUUCCGAUGGUGAUGGUACCGAUUGGCGGGGACCAGCCUGACAAUGCAGCAAGAAUGGCGAGUCGAGGAGUGGGAGUGGUGUUGGAUAUUUCAUCCAUCACUGCAGAAGACCUGCUACAGGGACUGAAUGAGGUCAUAAAUGACACUAGGUACAAAGAGAACAUGAAGAGGCUGUCAGCGUUACACAGGGAUCGUCCCAUUGAUCCACUGGACCUUUCGGUGUACUGGACUGAGUUUGUGAUGCGGCAUAAAGGGGCCAAACACCUUAAAGCAGCCGUCCAUGACCUCAACUGGUUCCAGUACUUCUGUCUGGACGUAAUAGCACUACUUGCUACAAUUGUGCUCGUUUUUAUAGUCUUGACAGCAAAAUGUUUAAAGUUCUGCUGUCGGAAACUGAGCAGAAAGAGAAAGCAAGACUAGAGUGGCAGCUGAGGUAUCUGAUUUACGAAUGAAACAUAAUAAACCUAACAGUGUGGGGAGAACCGCACGUUAUUGUGUAGGAC